AUGAAACUUGCCCUCAAAUUGAGUGACGUUGGAAAUUUCAAACGAAUACUUGGCUUUGUACUUUCAGUAAGAAAGCAAUGCAUUUUCAAAUUCAAAGCGAAUGAGCUAAAUAUCAUUUCGGUUGAUCGGGAAAGUCCACUAAUAUGGGGUACUAUUGGAAGUGCUAAUUUUUCGAGGUUUGAUGUCAUUGCCAAAGAUGAAUGUAUUGGCUUGGAGUUAAAUGUAGAACCUCUUUUUCAGAUCAUGAAAAACUUUGAGAAAGCGCCUGUGACAUCUGAUCUGAUUAUAAAAUUACAACGUGGCGAAGAAUCUAAUACUCCCAAAGAUAACUCUAGUAAAAGAAAACGACCAGUGUUUUUACAUUUGUCUUACAAUGAGGAUAUCACAUGCACUUCUGAAAUAUCUCACUCGUUUAGUAUACCAGUGAGCCUUUUGCGUGGCAAGCUUAUUGAAAGGAUUCAGAUGCCACCCAUUCAUAAUGUUGAACUAAUUGCUGAUAUGAACCAGACACUAAUAUCCUUUUUCAUGCGAAUAGAAAGGUACAAAGCUAUUGAUAAUAUCAACGUAGUGAUGAAUCGGCUAGGUGAAAUUAAAAUAGAACUCAAGGAUGAAGGCAAGAAAAUUAGUCUUAAAUGGAAAAGCUUGCUAGAUACCUGCAGUCCAGAAGAGGUUGAUGCACUUACCCGCACUGAUACUGAAACACCAGCCACACAUGUUGCUAAUAACCAAGAGAAUAAUGAUAUCAGAAACAAAGAUCUGAAUAUGAUCAAAGAAAUUACGGUUAAAGUGAAGUCUCGAUGGUGGAAUCUUGCCUCGAAACUUAUUGAGUUAUGCGAUACUCUACAAAUGUAUAUUUACGAGGAUGGUUGUGUUUUCAACUGUCAUGUCGAAGAUGAACAAAGUUGUUCAUUGCUAUAUUAUCUACCUGGAAAGCUUUUAGAUUAAUUAGUAAUUUU
Messenger RNA from Pichia membranifaciens NRRL Y-2026, 956 nucleotides. RefSeq lists its product as hypothetical. The annotation marks the transcript as partial. The record is from RefSeq and is a predicted model, not a curated record. Lineage: Eukaryota; Fungi; Ascomycota; Pichiomycetes; Pichiales; Pichiaceae. Gene Ontology annotation, biological process: mitotic DNA replication checkpoint signaling; double-strand break repair via homologous recombination; telomere maintenance. The transcript has a single exon. Gene Ontology annotation, cellular component: site of double-strand break; checkpoint clamp complex.